Gadus chalcogrammus (walleye pollock) is the source of this 4812-nucleotide messenger RNA. Its product is annotated as importin-13-like. Gene Ontology annotation, biological process: protein import into nucleus. Lineage: Eukaryota; Metazoa; Chordata; Actinopteri; Gadiformes; Gadidae. The transcript is spliced from 22 exons. The coding region runs from base 217 to 3126 and encodes 969 amino acids. Gene Ontology annotation, cellular component: nuclear membrane; cytoplasm. Gene Ontology annotation, molecular function: small GTPase binding. The record is from RefSeq and is a predicted model, not a curated record.
UGGACACUGGACAGAGGAGUGUUCUACCGGAUCGCCACCGAGUCAAGUCUCCACCGUGUACCACUUGUGUUGUCUUCUAUCGUUGUGUUUGUAGAUAAUGCCGGAGCCAAAGCAGUAACAUAAAAAAGUAAUUUGAAAGAACUUAUUUGCUCUAAUCGCUCCAGAGGGUGUUGAACGGACAGACAGAUCACCUACAGUGGUCCUUUACUGCUCCAGAUGGAGCCUGUGGGCAAUACAGGAGACAGCCCGGGGGAGUUAGUGGUGACGGUCGAGAAUGCCCUCCAGCAGCUGUACUACGACCCCGACAUGGAGCAGAAGAACGCCGCCCAGCGGUGGCUGACACAGGCCCAGGCCUCCCCACAGGCGUGGCACUUCUGCUGGGCUCUGCUGGGCCCCGAAAAGCUGCCCGAGGUCCAGUUCUUCGGCGCGAGAACGCUCCACACCAAGAUCUCCCACCACUGGGCGGACCUCCAGCCCGACCAGCACCCGGGCCUGCGGACCCAGCUGCUCUCCCACGUCCUGCGCUUCUCCUCGGGGCCCAGGAUGGUGCUGACCAGGCUGUGUGUGGCCCUGGCCUCCCUGGCCCUCAACCUGGUGCCCCAGGCCUGGCCCAAGCCCGUGGCCGACCUGGUGGGGGCCCUCCAGCCGGAGACAGAGCCCCCCGAGGGGGCCGCGGCUGCCCCCCAGGAGGGCCCCCAGGAGCCUCCUCCCCACGCCCGCUGCCUGGUCCUCCUGGAGCUGCUCACCGUGCUGCCCGAGGAGUUCCAGAGCAGCCGGCUGGCCCAGGCCCGCCGUGCCCAGCUGAGGGAGGCCCUGGCUGGGGAGUGGGCCACGGUGUGUCCCCUGCUGCGGCGGCUCCUCCAGAGCCCGGACUCCCCGGGGCCGGUGAAGCAGAGGGUGCUGCGCUGCCUGUCGGGCUGGACGGCGCUGGGGGUGGCGCUGGAGGAGAGCCGGGGGCUGGUGGAGGACUGCUUCUCGGCGCUAGGCGACGCGGAGCUCUUCGACGCGGCCGUGGAGACCAUCGUCACGGUGCUGUCGCAGCCUGACUGCCAGCGGUGCAGGGCGGCUCUGGGGGGCCUCAUCCCCGUGGUGCUUGGGCUCAGGGAGCGGCUGGAGGCGGCGGCGGGGGCCGGGGACAUGGAGAUCACCCACGGAAUCUGUCGCAUCGCCGUCGCUCUGGGGGAGACACACUCCAGGGUGCUGCUGGAGCAGGUCGACCAAUGGCAGGACUACCUGGCCCUGGUCAACAUGAUCCUGUUUUGCACUGGGACCCCUGGCCACUACCCGGUCAGCGAGACCAGCAGCUCCCUGACCCUCACCUUCUGGUACACCCUGCAGGACGACAUCAUGUCCCUGGAGGAGGAGAGGCAGGCGCUGUACCUGUCGGUGUACAGGGAGGUGUACGUCCGGCUGGUGGAGGUGCUGCUGCAGAAGGCCCACUACGCCCCCGAGGAGGAGUACGCCUCCUGGAGCGCCGACGACAAGGAGCAGUUCAGGACCUACAGAGUGGACAUCUCCGACACCCUGAUGUAUGUGUAUGAGAUGCUGGGGGCGGAGCUGCUCAGCAGCCUGUACGAGCGGCUGGGCGGCCUGGUCCUGGGCCCAGGGCGGGGGGCCGCCUGGCAGGACAUUGAGGCCCUGCUGUUCGGCUUCCAGUCCAUCGCCGAGACCAUCGAUGUCAACUACUCUGACGUCAUCCCUGGCCUGAUCGGCCUGCUGCCUAGGAUCAGCAUCAGCACCGUCCUGCUGGCCGACACCGUCAUGUACACCAUCGGCUCCCUGGCCGAGUGGCUGGCAGACCACCCUGUGAUGCUGGUCAAAAUAUUACCCAUGGUGCUUCAGGGGCUGGCCAAGCCGGAGCUGUCAGUCUCCAGCGUCUCCACCCUGAAGAGGAUCUGCCGCGAGUGUCAGCACGACCUGGCGCCCUACGCCCACGACAUCAUCCGCGUGUCACAGGAUGUUCUGCUGAGGGACAUCCAUAAGAGCAGCCAGUGCAUGUGGCUGAUGCAGGGGGUGGGCUUCCUGCUGUCCUCCCUGCCGGUGGAGGCGGUGCUGGGCAGCCUGCAGGCCUUCCUCAGCCCCCACAUCCAGAGGCUGGACUCUCUGGCCCAGCAGCAGCCCUGUCCAUCCAGCAAGCCGUCCAUCAUACACAUUCUGGGGUUGUUGUCGAGUCUCUUCACCACGCUAGACAUCAACAGACAUGCACCGAGCCUGGAGACAGCUGUCCCUGCACCCCCCACACCCCCCCAGGCCCCCCACAACCCGGUGGUGGUCGUGUUACAGCAGGUGCUCACGCUGAUCCAGAACAUCCUCAGUAAAUGGCUCAACGACUCUGAGGUGGUGGAGGCCGCGUGCGGGGUGUUUGAGAAGUCUGUGCGAACGUUGCUUCAUGGUUUCGGCCCCAUGGUGCCUCAGCUCAGCGCCAUGCUGGGCCAGAUUUACUGUACCUACCCACAAUCCUCAGCUCUGGACCUCACGCGCCAGAUGGUUCACAUAUUCGCUGCAGAAAGGGAGUUCUUCAGCCCCGUCCAGGACCUCGUCAAAGUGUUGACAUCCGCUACGCUCGCCAUUUUCCAGCAAGGCCCAAGAGACCACCCCGAUAUUGCGGACUCAUUCAUGCAGCUGCACGCCCAGAUUUUCAAAAGGAAGCCUGAUUUUUACCUCUCUGAACAUCUGGAUGUUAGCUCACUGUUCUGCUGCGGAGUGAUGUUUCUUAAAUGUCCUGAAGCAGGCACUGUGCGAUCGGCCAGUUUGUUCUUUACGGAGUUGUUCCCGCGGUUUAAAGACCUCCCAGCCGUUGGCGCGGUGGUGCUGAGCGAGGGAAGGUUGCUGGUGCAGACCCUACUGCAGGCGGUGGGAGGCGAGGCCCCCCGGAGCCUGGGGGACCACUUCUCCGAGGUGUUGUUCAGCAUGAACAGGAACUGUGUGGGCCUGCUGGCCCGGUGGCUGGAGGAGACCCUUCAGGACCCCACCUUCCCCUCCACCCUUGUCUCCGUCCAGCAGAAGGACGCCUUCCGCCAGCGGCUGCUCAGAGAGCAGACCAACAGGCGCCAGGUGAAGGAUGUGGUGAAGGAGUUCUCCCUGCUGUGCCGUGGACAGCAGGGUGUUGGAUACUCCACCCAGUAGUGAACUCCUCCACCCCCUGAUCACCUCAACCCUUCCUCUGCACUCUCUUCCCAGUACUGGACUCCUCCUGGAAGCCUUUUUCUCCAAGGGUAAAACACUGUGCUCAUUUUGAGAUAUUAAGACCGUUUGGAUCUUCAUGGAGUCAUCGUCAGAGAGCUUCAAGAUGGCCGUCAACCUGUGAAGAAAAGGGCGUCUUCUACAAGAGCAGUUUCCUGGCGAAGACAGAAAGGUCAUGAUGCUCCUGAGAACUAUUUAAUCAAGGAUGUAUUCACAAAGGUUUGCCAGAGCUCCGGUAGAAGACAAACGUCUCUGGAGUUGUGGGGAGGAUGAAGGAAUAACAGGGUGGGUCAAUAUACUGAAGAGUUUCUGAACGUGUGAAUAUAGGGCGGCAUGUGGCUGAGGAGGUAGAAUGGGUUGGCUGGUAACCAGAAGAUAACUAGUGUCGCGUGUCGAGGUGUCCCUGAGCAAGACGCCUCUACCUGACUCCUCCCGACGAGCUGGCUGUCGCCCUGCGUGGUGCAUGCAUCGGUGAAUGUCAGGCAAUAUUAUAAAGCGCUUUGAGUAGCCACUGGUUAGAAAAGCACUAUAGAAAUGCAGUCCAUUUACUGAACUAUUCAUGAAAGAGCUUGUUUUGAGGAGCUUGUGCUACGGGGUCUUCUCUGUCCUCUCAACCCAACUACUGGGUUGUUUUUUUUGUUUAACUGUUUUUAGAUUUUUUCAUAAAUUAAUAUAAACAUAUAGUUAUUACCAAUAUAUGGUUUGAAUGACUUUGUAAAAAAGUCUGACAUCAUGUAAAACUAACUAACCCUCCCCUCCCAGCCCUCGCCCCUUGUCCAUUUUUGUCAAAAAGUGCUUUGCCGUCCUCCCAAUUAUAAAAUAAAAGUUAGAUAUUUAAAAAACUAUAAGAUAUUUUAGUUUUAAAAGUAGUAGCUAGCGAUUCCAAGCUAACCUGAACAAUUUUAAAUUCAGCAGUCUCUAGCUAAACCACAGGGUUUAAAAAAUAUAUAUGUUUAAUAUUGACUGACAAAGCCAAAGAGGAAUGCUAUUUGAGUACUGGCAUCUGUCCCUGAACUGUGUACAACAGGAGGAGAGGAGAUUCUACCUAGCAUCACAGGAUGUUGAUGCAGCAUGCUGUGACUGAACAAGUGUUGCAUUAAUAAAGACUGAAUAUUGAGCCAUAUCAAAUGAAGAGGAUGCACAUGUUUAUGUAUAAGUAUGUUGGUUGAAAUGGACUAUGUGUAGGAAUUUCACAGACAUACAUUUCUUGAAAUUGCCAAUAUAUAUGACCAGGUUAUAAUUUAAGUUUAUAAAUGAGUCAUUCCCAGCCUGCGUUGCGUAGCACAGCCUGGGCGCUGGUGGUUCUGUUAUAUUUCAACCAGGACUGAUUUACUGGAAAAAGGGAAGGAAGGGACAGAAAAUAACAACUAAAAAUGUUCUUUCAUAAGUGUUUCAUUAGUUUGAUUUUGGAUAAUAUUAGGUUACGAUCGUUCUUGUCUAUCCCCGUGGAGAUGGAUUCUUACAGACAAUGCUUUUAAGUCACAGACACAGACACAAAAGAGCUCAGUGUUUGCAGCCGUGUGUGCAGCUGUGCAUGGUGCAGAUGUUUAUUCAUUGUGGUUGUGUUGAUUGACGUGCCACAGAACAUACCAGAAAACAUGAUCAGAAGCACAGUGUUAAAAACAUUAC